GCCGCUGUGUGCUUUUUUGGGGAAGGGCGGGCCGGUGAAUUUCGCAGGUUGAUUUGUCCCUUCUGAGCAGGCGUGGUGUUAGGUGGUUGUGUGGUGCUCUGAUGCUCUGAAGAAAGACUGGGUUGGGGGCGGAUGAGCGCUGACUUUGAGAAAUGAAGGAUGUGCCGUUUCCGCAUGAGAAUGAGAAGGAGAAGAAUAAGCAGGUGUUCGUGGAGAUAGUGGAGAGAGGGAUGAGGAAUAUACUCAGCAACGCUCUGGUUGCUUUGGCCGUUAUUGGGGUGCCGGUGGGAGCGUGCUAUUGGGUUUACCGCAGCCGGUGAAAUCUUGGAUUUGCUAUAGACUGUAGAGAGGCUGGAGUGUAGCUAUAGUGUUCUUGUGGCGAAUAAAUAAUAUUGAUUUCCGAGCAACCGGCCUGCGAAACUGUAGGCUGGUGAAGAGACUUCUGAC
This is a messenger RNA of Mytilinidion resinicola, 447 nucleotides long. RefSeq lists its product as uncharacterized. Lineage: Eukaryota; Fungi; Ascomycota; Dothideomycetes; Mytilinidiales; Mytilinidiaceae. The transcript has a single exon. The coding region runs from base 153 to 320 and encodes 55 amino acids. The record is from RefSeq and is a predicted model, not a curated record.